Messenger RNA from Prorocentrum cordatum, 1452 nucleotides. The record is from the annotation of a GenBank genome assembly. NCBI's taxonomy places the organism in Eukaryota, Dinophyceae, Prorocentrales, Prorocentraceae.
AUGUGUGGCGGGUGUAAAGAAUGCGAGCAGUUGACGACCCUGACAAGCACCUCCGUGACGUACACCUCCACGACGGUGAGCCUCACCAUCACGAGCUCCACCAUGACGAGCUCCACCACCACCGUGACGUCGAUGACGAGCGCUACCAUUACCAGCACGCCGACGCGGACCUCCCACAGCAGCACGACGACCUCUACGAUCUCCACGCUCACUGGGACCUCUGGCACAGCGACGGCCUCCACGACCACGACAGGGAGCUCGCUGAGCACCUCCGAGACGACGGCGAGCACACUGAGCGCAACGGAGACGACGGCAAGCACCCUGAGCGCAACGGUGACCACCUUCACGUUUCUAGCAGGUCAGCCGACGUGGACAGUCACCAAGACGACCAAGACAACCACGACCAAAACAACCACGACCGUGUCGAUCACAGAGUCGAGCUUGACGAGCGCGACAUUGACGAGCGCGACAGCAACGACGGGAUCGACGGUUACCGAUACCACCACUACCGAGACAACGACCACCGAAACCAGUUUCACCGAGACCAGCAUCUCAAUGACCGAGACGAGCACAUCCACCACCGCAACGACCACCACCACGGGCACCACCCUCACCGAGACCAGCACGACGCGGCCCAACUGCGACCUCUUCCUGUGCUCCAGCGUGCCCUUCCCCUGGACGCGGAAGUGCUUCUUCCUGCCCUACUCGAGCCUCUGCGGGGGCUGCGCGGCGUGCGACACCACGGUGGCGACCACCACCACCCGGAGCUCCGUGACGACAGUCUCGACGAGCCGUACCUCUACGGUCUCGUCCACCGCGACGUCCUCGAGCACCGUGACGUCGACGACGCAGUCCACGACGAGCGCCACGGCGAGCUCCACCGCCAGCACCACGACCGCCAGCGCCACGACCGAGAGCUCCAUUUCCGCCACUACGAAAUCCGCCACUACGAUUUCCGCCACUACACUCUCGCCCACUACGACGUCUGCCACCACAGUUUCCACGCCCCCUCCGACGCCUGCACCACCUCCAGACUGGACCUACACAAGUGUUACUGGGACCAGUGUCACCACCACCGUGUCAAGCUGGACUAGUGCUACCAGCACCGUGUCGAGCUCCACGCACUCGGUGUCGAGCACAACAAGCGAGUCGAGCUCGACGACCUCGUUGUCGACCACCGCCACUGUCACCGACACGACCAGCUCUGUCACUACUACUUCUGCCACUACCACCACUACCACCACCACUACCACCACCACAACCGUCACGACAACUGUCCAGACCACGCGGGCGGGGAUCUGCAUAGCCACCUGCUACUCGUGGCCGUUCCCCUGGGCCAGGAAGUGCUUCUUCGUGCCUUUCUCGGUCUACUGCUCCGGAUGCCCCGAGUGCGCAACCGCAAGGAGGAUGACGAUGGUGGCCUACAAUCAGACUCUGGCGCCAGGAGGGUGA